Molecule: messenger RNA, 1114 nt
Organism: Hypoxylon trugodes
Lineage: Eukaryota; Fungi; Ascomycota; Sordariomycetes; Xylariales; Hypoxylaceae
Product: cytochrome b5
Exons: 3
Coding region: 223-630 (135 amino acids)
Biological process (GO): sterol biosynthetic process
Cellular component (GO): intracellular membrane-bounded organelle; endoplasmic reticulum membrane
Molecular function (GO): heme binding
Source: RefSeq, a predicted model, not a curated record
AAUCUAACCACCAAUACAAUUUACAAUCUACUUUUACUUACACAUCUCACUUUCUUAAUCCUCUCCUCCAACCAACCCCGAAACUCCGUGCCGAGUAUACGUACGUGUGCGUGUGCCUUAGCUUCUGAUCCUUUUGACUUCACAAUCGUGCCAUUGUCUUUUCCCAAUCGCAAGCGAUCGAUCUCGAUAGAUUUGUUUAAAUUUCUAAACAAUUAAGUCAAAAUGGCGGAUAAGGAGCUUACCUAUCAGGAUGUUGCCGAGCACAACACCAAGAAGGAUCUCUACCUCGUUAUCCACGAUAAGAUCUACGAUACCACCAAGUUCAUCGAUGAGCAUCCCGGUGGUGAAGAGGUCCUCCUAGAUGUCGGUGGUCAGGAUGCGACGGAAGCUUUCGAAGAUGUCGGCCACAGUGACGAAGCCCGCGAGACCCUCGAGCAACUCCUAGUCGGUACCCUCAAGCGAAAGCCCGGUGACCCGUCUCCCAAGGCUCAACAAGCUUCCCUCGCACCCGCUGCCAACACGGACUCGGCCGGUUUAGGUACUGCUCUAUACGCUAUCGUCUUCAUUGGAGGAUUGCUCGCCUUCGGUGCCUACCAAUACCUGCAAGCGCAGCAAGGCAAGGAGGCAUAGGGGAUCCAUAUGUCCCGCUCCAAAUGAUUUGGGAUGAUAGAAUAUACUGGGCGAUGAGGUGAUGAGAUGAUUGAUACUUUCCUGAGAGCAUACCUGUUACCAAUGUUUAAUAGAUUCGAGGCCGGUUGGUUCUUCAUACAUAUUGCUCAAUGCUAUGACUUUAACAGGCUGUUUGGUUUACGAAGAGCUGGGAGUCUAGGUAGUGGGAAAUACAACACUUAUUUAACUGGUAGAGUUGACUGACCGAAGCAGGGCUGUCACUCUAAGAACAGGCAGUUUUAAUAAAUCCGACGAUCGAAAACUAAACAGGGUCCCUAAUAUCGUAUUAUUCAUACGAUGAAUUCAAACAUUAAUAUAUCAAUUGAUGUAACAUAAAUGUCAUUGUCACUUGGUUUUCCCUUUGCCCAACCAUCCUCGAUUUAUUCUAAUUUAUUUGGUAUUCGAAUUGAAAUGAAGGUCAACAACUUCUGACUGGAUAUUCUUA